ACCGUUCAACACUAUCUGCUCUGCUCUUUUAUCACAAUGGCCUUCUCCAAACUUUUCAUUUUUCUUUUCGCUCUGCAAGCCGUUUUAGCCAUGGCAUCAGCAACACAAGCAACUGCACCAAAAUCAGACCUUUUUCGGGAAUAUAUUGGAGCAGAGUUUAAUAAUGUCAAGUUUUCAGAUGUACCCAUCAACCCAAAUGUUGAAUUCCACUACAUACUUGCUUUCGCAAUCGACUAUACCUCUUCAUCUUCUGCCUCUCCAACCAACGGAAACUUCAAUGUGUUUUGGGACACAGAUAAUCUCGGCGCUUCUCAAGUAUCUUCAAUCAAGAGUCAACAUUCUAAUGUCAAAGUAGCCGUGAGCUUAGGAGGUGACAGUGUGAAUGGAGGAAGUUGUUACUUUAGCCCUUCAUCCGUCGACUCCUGGGUUUCUAAUGCUGUUUCUUCACUUACUAAGAUCAUCCAAGAGUACAACUUGGACGGGAUUGAUAUCGAUUAUGAGCAUUUUCAUGCAGACCCUGAAACCUUUGCAGAGUGCAUUGGGAAGCUUAUAACCACCCUUAAAAACAACGGAGUCAUCUCAUUUGUGUCUAUAGCUCCAUUUGAUGAUGAUGAUGUUCAAAGCCAUUAUCAGGCUCUGUGGAAGAGUUAUGGUCAUCUCAUAGACUAUGUCAAUUUCCAGUUUUACGCUUAUGAUGAAGGGACGACAGUGUCUCAGUUUAUGAAUUACUUUCAGACACAAAUGUCGAACUAUGGAGGUGGUAGUAUGUUGGCUAGCUUCAUUAGUGAUGGAAGUGGAGGUUUAGCACCUCAGAGUGGGUUCUUUACUGCUUGUAGUAGGCUUAGAAGUCAAGGGAAGCUCGGUGGGAUCUUUGUGUGGUCUGCUGAUGAUUCAAAGACUUUAGGGUUCAAAUACGAGAAGCAAUCACAAGCCUUGCUCGCAGUCCCUCGUUAGUAAAUGUAUAUAUACAUAUAUAUACGAGUAUUUUCUGUUGUGGCUAUAUAUAUCGAGUCAAUGAGUCUAGUUCAACCUCUAUGCAUGUAAAAUAUAAUUAUU
Erigeron canadensis is the source of this 1056-nucleotide messenger RNA. Its product is annotated as chitinase 2-like. Gene Ontology annotation, molecular function: hydrolase activity, hydrolyzing O-glycosyl compounds. The transcript has a single exon. The record is from RefSeq and is a predicted model, not a curated record. Bases 37 to 954 code for a protein of 305 amino acids. NCBI's taxonomy places the organism in Eukaryota, Viridiplantae, Streptophyta, Magnoliopsida, Asterales, Asteraceae. Gene Ontology annotation, biological process: carbohydrate metabolic process.